Messenger RNA from Carcharodon carcharias (great white shark), 1734 nucleotides. RefSeq names its product solute carrier family 28 member 3-like. Gene Ontology annotation, biological process: pyrimidine nucleoside transport; purine nucleoside transmembrane transport. Gene Ontology annotation, molecular function: pyrimidine- and adenosine-specific:sodium symporter activity; purine-specific nucleoside:sodium symporter activity. The record is from RefSeq and is a predicted model, not a curated record. The transcript has 14 exons. The coding region runs from base 1 to 1734 and encodes 577 amino acids. Lineage: Eukaryota; Metazoa; Chordata; Chondrichthyes; Lamniformes; Lamnidae. Gene Ontology annotation, cellular component: membrane.
AUGGUGAUUGCAGCAUGUAUUUUGAAUUUUAAAAGAGCCCUUGGACUCCUUGUGUUAACACUGCUAGCUAUUUUUUUUUACUUUUGGGAUAUGCUUAUUGCAAAGUAUGAAGACACAAUUGUUAAGCUGUUUGCUUCACGAAGUGGAUUCUUCAAACGGUACUCUAAUCUGUUCAAAAUAGUACUGUAUGUGGCUUUAAUUGUAUUUGUUAUACUUUGGCUUGCACUGGACACAGCCAAGCAAGAUUCGAACCAGCUCAUUUCCUUUGUGGGACUUCUGUUGUUUAUUAUCCUCUUGUUCAUCUUCUCCAAAUAUCCAGAAAAGGUAAGAUGGAGAACUGUUUUCUGGGGCAUAGGCUUGCAGUUUAUUUUUGGACUCAUCAUUUUGCGAACAGAAGCCGGAUUCCACGCUUUUCAAUGGAUGGGAAAGCAAGUACAGAUUUUUUUGAAUUACACGGAUGCUGGUUCAAGAUUUUUAUUUGGUGAAGCGUACACAAACCACUUCUUUGCUUUUAAGGUUUUGCCAAUAGUAAUUUUCUUCAGCACAGUAAUUUCCAUAUUAUAUUAUCUUGGACUCCUACAGUGGCUCAUUUUGAAGAUUGGCUGGGUAAUGCAAAUUUCCAUGAACACAUCUCCCACAGAGUCAUUGGUGGCAGCAGGCAACAUAUUUGUGGGACAGACCGAGUCUCCACUGCUAAUUCGUCCAUAUAUAGUGGAUCUCACAAGGUCGGAAAUACAUUCUGUAAUGACUAGUGGAUUUGCUACCAUUGCAGGAUCCGUCCUGGGAGCAUAUAUUUCAUUUGGGGUUCCAGCUGCCCAUUUGUUAACUGCUUCAGUGAUGUCUGCUCCUGCUGCUCUGGCUGUUGCCAAACUGUUCUGGCCUGAAACAGAAACUCCAAAGAUAUCAACUAAGUCUAACCUCAAGUUGGAUAAAGGCAAAGCAACAAACAUCAUAGAAGCUGCCUGCUUAGGAGCAUUUACCUCAAUUGCUUUGGUAGCAAACAUUGCUGUCAACCUUAUUGCAUUUCUGGCACUCCUAGCAUUUCUUAAUGCUGUGCUCUCCUGGUUGGGAAACAUGUUUGAUGAGCCUGGGCUCAGCUUUGAGCUAAUUUGUUCCUAUGCCUUCAUGCCACUUGCCUUUAUGAUGGGAGUAGACUGGAAUGACAGCUUCAUGGUUGGUGAGCUCCUCGGAGUGAAAACUUUCUUCAAUGAAUUUGUAGCUUUUGAAAGGUUAUCUGUGCUGAUUGCCAGAAGAGUUGAAGGCAAACUUGAGUAUGUUGAUGGUAUGAAGCAGUAUUUGUCAAUACGUUCCGAAGCUAUUGCUACAUACGCCCUGUGUGGAUUUGCUAACUUUGGUUCUAUUGGUAUUGUGAUAGGAGGACUGUCAUCUUUGGCUCCACCAAGAUUGCAUGACAUAGCAAGUGUUAGUAUUAGGGCUUUCAUCGCUGGUACUGUCGCUAGUUUCAUGACUGCCUGCGUAGCAGGAAUAUUAUAUAGAUCACCCACAGACGUUUUUACUGCUUGUCCCACAUUUCUGAAGAAUUCUUUUAACAUUUCAAGUCUACCAAUGAAGAGUCCACUUCUCAUUAAUUGCUGCAUGAAUCUUUUCCACAGUACUAUUGUCAUUAGUCCCAUGAGUGUCAUCAUAGGAGGACAGUACACUAAUUCAUCACUUGAGGGUUGCUGCGAAAUGAUGAAUUCUCCCACAUUCAACUGCCAGAAGAUAAAUUAUUAA